Molecule: messenger RNA, 1245 nt
Organism: Lolium perenne
Lineage: Eukaryota; Viridiplantae; Streptophyta; Magnoliopsida; Poales; Poaceae
Product: putative F-box protein At5g50220
Molecular function (GO): protein binding
Source: RefSeq, a predicted model, not a curated record
AUGGCCCGGACAAAUGGCAGUACGCGGAGAAGACAGCCGCCGCCGCCUCCGCCUAGGCGGCGGCUCCGUAUGCUCGUCGUAUCUCUCCUAGUCCAAAACCCUACAUCGGUCAGUAAGGAGACAACUACUGAACCUGCGCCAGGAGUAAUUACUCGGGCGCACAGCCGCCGUAUCGCUGCUGCCGCCGCCGCCCUCCCGGAGGAAAUCCUGGUGUGGGAGAUACUUAUCCGCCUUCCAGCCAAGGACAUCCUUCGCUACCGCGCGGUUUGUCGCUCCUGGCGUGGCCUCAUCUCUGCCCCUGAUUUCCUCUUAGCUCACCACAAGCGCCAGCCGUUGCUCCCCAUCUUCACGUCCAUCCAUGGUUCAUCAUCCUUGUUGAAGGGGUACCUCUCGCGAUUGUUCAAGGGGGGGCUCCCGAGCGCUUCACUCCCAUGCCUCAGCCCCACCGCCGCACGCGUCGCCGCCUUGUACCUACAUCGCCCGUCCGGCGAGUAUCGCGUCCUUUACGUAGAGGGAACACACUGGGACUACCUCGAAGCUGGCUACUACAUCCUUACGGUGCGCCAGGGGCAGCCAUCAAGGUGCAUUGGAGUUCCUGCAGAUACCCCUGGUAUCGAGAAAGUUAUGAGGGCCUGCCACAGACUGGAUGCUAAGAUGGCCCCACCCGUCCUUUUCCGCGAUUGCCUUCACUGGGACUCCGACUGCCGUGGUAGCCACGCCGGCAUACUUGUUUUUGACACAUUGGUUGAAUCAUUCAGGCUCAUGCGCCGUCCCGCUGCUGCUACCAGAUUCUGCAGACGUUUGUGCAACAUGGAAGGUUCGAUUGGCUUCAGCUGCAAUUAUGAUGGUGACGGGACGACAGCCGCCAAAAUCUGGGUGCUUGAGGACUACGAUAGAGAGGUUUGGUCAUUCAAGUACCAUGUUAAAUUCCCAGUGGAGAGCUUGUGUUACUCUGAAGAAGAACAUUUGGUUUUAUCUCACAAGGGAGAUGUCUUGGUCUACACGCCAUGUACUGGUUACAUGUUCCAUUGUGACAACACCGGAAAACUGUUAGAGGAGUUCCAAUGCAAUUCGGAAGAUUGUAUCACUAUUGAACAUUGGUUCAAAGAAAGCCUUGUCAAACAUGACAUCUUCCUGAUGCAAGAUUGUGUCCCCUUUUUCCAAACGGACUAACAAGUGGAUGAUUAAUAUCAACUACUAUUCUUCACAGAAGGUCCUCCUUUACAUGUAAAAACCUAUAGUUCU